GGAUGCUUUUGUUGGUCUUUGUACGGCAUUGUAUGGAAUAAUCAAACAAUUCAAAGUGAUUAUAUUCCUACAGUACUCGAAGGUGUUAAUGCGUAUGCCAGUCACUACGUAAACAUGGUCAGGUCGCUAUUAGCCAGAAUGUCACCUGCACGUCGCUAUCGAUUUAUAUAGGUGCCAGUUUCAUUGUAAAAAGCAGAGUCUAUCAAUAUACGAUCGUCUACAUUUAAAUACAAUCAAUUCAGAUCGAUGUAAUUUUAGUUUGGAUUGAAGGAUGCGCGUCCUUUGCUCGUUACUUCUUGUAGCAUUAUUUUUUAUUCAAGAACGUACACAAUGUGUCCGUGGUGAAGAUAGCAUAAGCGAUACAAAUAAUGCGGAGGUACCGUUGCAACUGACAGUAACAUCGUGGAAUGACAUGCCUUUCUCAGGAAUUGUGCAGGAAAAUGGAAAAUGGAUUGGUAAAGGGUAUGCGUUUUACAUUUUUGAUUUACUCAGUUUAAAACUGAACUUUACCUAUACCAUUGUUCCACCAAAAAAACAUAUUUUGGGAAAUAAAGAUAACGGCGUUCUUAGUUUACUCUACAACAAGACAGUAGACGUAGCUGUUGCAUUUCUUCCUGUAUUACCAGAAAUGGGUCAAUAUUGCACGUUUAGCACUCCAUUGGAUGAAAUGAAACUAACUGCUGUGAUGAAGAGGCCUCAGGACUCAGCUACAGGUUCUGGUCUUCUGGCACCCUUUGAAAGAACUGUCUGGCUAUUGGUUUUAGCUUCACUAAUUUUUGUGGGACCGAUUAUUUAUCUUUUCGCCAAUAUAAGAGCGAAAUUGUGGCACGAUCCCACUUCUGAAAACUUCAGUUUGUCCUCCUGUUUUUGGUUCGUUUAUAGCUCUCUGUUGAAGCAAGGAACAAAUAUUGUUGCUACAACUGAUUCUACACGAAUGCUUUUCGCUACAUGGUGGAUUUUUAUAUUGAUUUUAACGUCCUUCUACACGGCGAAUCUCACCGCGUUUCUCACAAAGCCUCAAUUUACGCUGUCUAUUAGUUCUCUGCAAGAUAUUGUUAAGAAAGGGUAUAGCUGGGUUACCUAUGAAGGACGCACGAUUGACUUUCUUCUUUCUCAAAACCAUCAAACCGAAUUGAGUAUAUUGAACGCAACUAAAACGCCUCAAAAUUUUGAAUACCACGAGUCCUCGAAAGAUAUUUUACAAUUAGUCAGCACGAAAAGACUCUUCCUGGCAGAAACGCAUUACUUGCAAACUUUAAUAUUCGAGAACUACGUGAAAAAGACUCGUCAACGCUUGGACCAUAACUUACGUUGUACGUAUGUUAUAAUGCCUGGUAGCAUUUUAACAACCAGCCGUGCCUUUGGCUUUCCACUUAAUUCAACUCUUGGAAAAAAUAUCAAUCUAAUGCUGUUAAAAUUACUAGAAACCGGUAUUAUAAAUCAGAAGAAGAAAGAGGAUCUACCAUUAGCUGAAAUCUGCCCAGUUGAUCUUCGAUCGAGCGAGAGACAGUUGCGAAACACCGAUCUUCUUUUGACAUACAAAGUUGUCGUGGCUGGAUAUACAAUCGCUGCGAUUAUCUUUUUAUUCGAAUUGAUAUACGCGUUUAUAUCGUAUCGGAUGAAAAAUAGUAAAAGAAGAGUCUGCUUGUCCUGUUGCGCACCAAAAGCAAAGGCGCAAAGCUUUUCAAACAAUAACUUCUCAGCGCAGAAUUUUGUGACUUUAAAAAGAAGUCCACCAGCGAUUUAUCAGUAUCCUGACAAUGUUUUGAUGCAACGAAAACAACAACUUAUCAACGGAAGAAGUUAUUACGUGGUCACCAAUCCGUACGGUGACCGAAAAUUAAUUCCGAUCGGAACUCCUUCCGCAUUUUUAUUUCAAUACGCAGCCUAAUUGUACUGAAGAUAUGUAAGAUACAUAUGGAUAUAUCUUUUCUACUUAAUAUACAGACAUUUGUAUGUUAAAUUAAUUUGAAAAUUGAAAUUGAUACUCGAUACAGGAAUUUCCUAUUUCUAUUUUUGUGAAAUUGUUAUGAUAUUGAGGAUUAUUACGAUAUCAUAUUAAAUUAUUAUGACAUAGUUUAUAUUUAUAAUACGAAUUUUAAAAUUCCCUGACGUUCAGGAAUUGUAUCAGGAUUUUUAACACUGUGUAUAAAUGUUGUGGAGUGUUGCAAAAAAGAAGGAAAAUAUAAUGUUUGUGAA
Frieseomelitta varia is the source of this 2199-nucleotide messenger RNA. RefSeq names its product glutamate receptor ionotropic, delta-2 (gene Ir76b). Bases 272 to 1891 code for a protein of 539 amino acids. The transcript has 10 exons. The record is from RefSeq and is a predicted model, not a curated record. Gene Ontology annotation, molecular function: ligand-gated monoatomic ion channel activity. Gene Ontology annotation, cellular component: membrane. Lineage: Eukaryota; Metazoa; Arthropoda; Insecta; Hymenoptera; Apidae.